Molecule: messenger RNA, 468 nt
Organism: Dermacentor silvarum
Lineage: Eukaryota; Metazoa; Arthropoda; Arachnida; Ixodida; Ixodidae
Exons: 2
Coding region: 10-333 (107 amino acids)
Source: RefSeq, a predicted model, not a curated record
CUUAUCCUAAUGCCCUCAUUUCUUUCGCAGGAGUGCUGGCGAGGUGUGUACAAACACGAUCCAAUGGGCGCCCGCUUUAAGUACUUUGCGGACGGCUGCUGCAACUUUGCAAACUACUCUGUCCGUGGAUUCGAAGGAGUGACUUCGUUUGAGACGUCCCUUUCAAUUGCGGACAAGAUGUACAGGAGCAAGAUAACCCGCCAGCAGCUGAAAAUCCUCAACACGCACAUUGUUGGCUGGCUGGCACAUGACGUCUCGUUCAACUUGGCUGAGGAAAAGUGUGGUGGCGCAGGAAAUCGGCUCCUCAAGAUGCGGGAAUGGACUGCAGCAUGAUGGCCGCCAGAAAGUGUCGAGUACCUGAAGGAGCUCGGCCGACACGUCGUUUCGGGCACAAAUCUGCCUGCUUGUCUGCUCAGUACAUAGCUAUUUGUAAGCCCAUAUUUGGGACAAUUAACCUUAGUAAGUUUA